ACAAACUCACUGGAAUUUGUCUGAAUGCUCCCUCUGUUUCAUUCUCCCCCCAUCUCUGCAACUGCAAUCUUUCUUUCUCCACCCACCGACCUUCGCCCCUUCUGUGAGAGUGGGAUAGGCACACCCGAAACACGCACACAGAAAGACUGAGACCCAGUAAAGCCAAUCCAUAAAUCCUUCAAGUUUCAGAUUUUCAUGUUUUUGAACAGAUCGCAGGGGAAUCUAUCAAGUUCCCCAUGAAGCAAAGGUUGUAGUCUCUCAUCUUCAGAUCCUAGCUCUAUCUUCCACCCAUCUGGGGUUUCAGAAUUAGGAUUUCUGAUCUGAUCGAGUGACGCCAAGUAGAAGAAAGAAAAUCUAAGCGAAAACAAAGAUGCUGGAACGCUGCUUGGAGGCUCGUCCUGUUCGACAGAUCCACAGAGCUCUUCGCCAUGGUAAGGUUGCCCUCCUCUGCCUGUUUGUGACUAUUAUCGUUCUCCGCAGCACCAUUGGUGCCGAAAAAUCCGGUACUCCCGAGCAGGAUUUCGAUGAGAUCCGAGACCAUCUCCACUUCCGCAGGCGGGCCGAGCCUCGCCGUGUCCUUGAAGAAGCUCAGACAACGGAUGCGACGAAUAUCAACAACUACAACACGUUCGAUCCAUCCAAACUGAUGGUUGACGAGGAGGAAGACGAAAAGCCCGAUCCCAACAAGCCUUAUAGCCUUGGGCCGAAGAUAUCAGGUUGGGACGAGCAGCGAGCGAAUUGGCUCGAGAAGAAUCCUGAUUUUCCGAAUUUCAUUGGCCCCAACAAGCCUAGGGUUCUCUUGGUCACCGGGUCUUCCCCGAAACCGUGUGAGAAUCCAGUCGGUGACCAUUACCUUGUGAAAUCAAUCAAGAACAAGAUCGAUUACUGCCGGCUGCACGGCAUCGAGAUCUUCUAUAACAUGGCACUCCUCGACGCAGAGAUGGCUGGGUUCUGGGCGAAGCUUCCGCUCAUUCGGAAGCUCCUGCUAUCCCAUCCGGAGGUUGAAUUCCUGUGGUGGAUGGACAGUGACGCCAUGUUCACAGACAUGGCAUUCGAGGUCCCGUGGCAGCGAUACAAAGACCACAAUUUCGUGAUGCACGGGUGGAAUGAGAUGGUCUACGAUCAAAAGAACUGGAUUGGUCUGAACACUGGUAGCUUUCUGCUCAGGAACUGUCAAUGGUCGCUAGACAUUCUGGAUGCCUGGGCUCCAAUGGGACCCAAGGGAAAGAUAAGGACCGAGGCAGGGAAAAUCCUCACGAGGGAGCUCAAGGAUCGACCCGUCUUCGAGGCUGAUGAUCAGUCCGCCAUGGUUUACCUUCUGGUCACACAGAGAGACAAGUGGGGCGACAAGGUGUACCUCGAGAGCGCUUACUACUUACACGGCUACUGGGGGAUUCUGGUCGAUCGGUACGAGGAGAUGAUCGAGAACUACCACCCGGGGCUCGGCGAUCACCGUUGGCCUCUCGUCACCCAUUUCGUCGGUUGCAAGCCAUGUGGGAAGUUUGGGGAUUACCCAGUGGAGAGAUGCUUGAAGCAGAUGGACAGAGCUUUCAAUUUCGGGGACAAUCAGAUACUACAGAUUUAUGGGUUCACCCACAAAUCCUUGGCUAGCAGGAGGGUCAAGAGGACUCGAAACGAGACAGACAAUCCUCUUGAGGUAAAGGAUGAGCUUGGGUUGCUUCAUCCUGCAUUCAAAGCUGUCAAGGUAUCGUCUUCUUGACGACCUGCUGCUGCGCCAUUAGUUGAUCAGGUUAGAGUUGGGAUGCUUCCCAUCUGAUUUUGUUCGUUAUCAAAUCAUAGUACAAUUUGAUGUUUGUUGCUAAUUUUUUGUUAUGGUAGGUAUGGGAAUUGAAUCAAUGGUUAUCACCAUUAUCAUUACUUAUAAUUAUUUUUACCCCCAA
Molecule: messenger RNA, 1901 nt
Organism: Nelumbo nucifera (sacred lotus)
Lineage: Eukaryota; Viridiplantae; Streptophyta; Magnoliopsida; Proteales; Nelumbonaceae
Product: xyloglucan 6-xylosyltransferase 2
Biological process (GO): xyloglucan biosynthetic process
Cellular component (GO): membrane; trans-Golgi network; endosome
Molecular function (GO): hexosyltransferase activity; xyloglucan 6-xylosyltransferase activity; UDP-xylosyltransferase activity
Source: RefSeq, a predicted model, not a curated record